This is a messenger RNA of Misgurnus anguillicaudatus (oriental weatherfish), 3743 nucleotides long. The record is from RefSeq and is a predicted model, not a curated record. NCBI's taxonomy places the organism in Eukaryota, Metazoa, Chordata, Actinopteri, Cypriniformes, Cobitidae.
AUGCACUUCUAAUAAAGCGGCUGCGUGGAUUCAGCAUGAAUUAAUUCAUGCGAAGUCUCGCGGUGUUCACGCAUCCUCUCAGACAUCUUGCGUUUGUCCGGCUACUACAGUUUUGCUACAUGCACCGACAGAAACGCGCAAUAAAACCCCACCGAGCUCUGCGCGGUCACCGCUCGCGCUUUCACACGCGGGGCUGAAUUGAGUUUGCGUGUCAGACCCAGUCGGAGGGAAUCGCGUGCGCACGGGCUUUUUGCGUAUUGUGCGUCAUUUCUGCAUUUCUGCAUUUGCACGCAGGGAAUAUGGCAACACCCGCCGCUGUGAAUCCAUCGGAAAUGGGCACGGAUCUUCCUGGACCGGUAGCCAUGCCAGGCGGGGUGGUAGGUGCGGGCCAAGUCAAGAUGGCGGGUGCCAUGCCAGGACGAGGUGGCAAGCGGAGAUCAGCGGGAAUGGAUUUCGACGACGAGGACGGUGAAGGACCCAGCAGAUUUUCAAGGUAUGAUGACGAUCAAAUUCCAGGUGAUAAGGAACGUUAUGCCAGAGAGAACCACAGCGAGAUUGAGCGUCGCCGGCGUAAUAAGAUGACCCAGUACAUCACAGAGCUGUCGGAUAUGGUGCCCACCUGCAGCGCGUUGGCAAGGAAACCAGACAAGCUGACUAUCCUUCGUAUGGCGGUCUCACACAUGAAGUCCAUGAGGGGAACGGGAAACACAUCGACCGAUGGAGCGUACAAACCAUCCUUUCUUACUGAACAGGAACUAAAACACUUGAUACUUGAGGCAGCUGAUGGCUUUCUGUUCGUGGUGGCGGCUGAGACAGGUCGCGUCAUCUACGUGUCCGACUCCGUGACUCCCGUCCUGAAUCACCCCCAGUCCGAGUGGUUCGGCAGCACGCUGUUUGAACAGGUUCAUCCGGAUGAUGUGGACAAACUGAGGGAACAGCUGAGCACCUCUGAGAACUCCAUGACGGGACGCAUUUUGGACCUGAAGACGGGGACAGUGAAGAAGGAAGGACAGCAGUCUUCUAUGAGAAUGUGUAUGGGCUCCAGACGUUCCUUCAUCUGUAGAAUGAGAUGCGGCAGCGCACCGUUGGAUCAUAUCUCACUGAAUCGCUUAUCCAGUAUGAGGAAAAGAUACAGGAAUGGACUCGGACCAUCUAAGGAGGGGGAGGCGCAGUACUCAGUUGUGCACUGUACUGGCUACAUCAAGGCCUGGCCACCAGCGGGCAUGACCAUUCCUGAUGAAGACACUGAAGCGGGUCAAACCAGCAAAUACUGCCUGGUUGCGAUUGGAAGACUGCAGGUGACCAGUUCUCCCGUGUCAAUGGAUAUGAACGGCCUCUCCGUGCCGACAGAAUUCCUCUCCCGCCACAACUCAGAUGGCAUCAUCACUUUUGUUGAUCCUCGUUGCAUCAAUGUGAUUGGCUACCAGCCUCAGGAUCUUCUUGGCAAAGAUAUUUUGGAGUUUUGUCAUUCAGAGGACCAGAGCCACUUGCGAGAAAGCUUCCAACAGGUAGUGAAGCUGAAAGGCCAGGUUCUGUCGGUCAUGUACCGGUUUCGGAUGAAGAACCGCGAAUGGAUGCUCAUCCGAACCAGCAGUUUCACCUUCCAGAACCCUUAUUCAGACGAGAUCGAGUACAUCAUUUGCACGAACACAAAUGUGAAGCAACUUCAACAACAGCAGCAGGCCGAACUUGAAGUUCACCAGAGAGAUGGACUGACUGCAUAUGACCUGUCCCAGGUGCCGGUUGCCAGCGUGCCAGCUGGUGUUCACGAGGCUGGCAAGACCAUCGACAAAACCGAAUCUCUGUUCACCCAGGAAAGAGACCCUCGCUUCAGCGACAUGUAUACUGGAAUCUCUGGAUCUGAUAAGAAGAUGAUGGUACCAUCUUCAACUGCCGGAGGACAGCAGCUCUACUCUCAAGGAAGCCCGUUCCAGCCUGGCCACUCAGGCAAAAGCUUUAGCUCAUCCGUGAUUCACGUACCAGGGGUCAAUGACAUCCAGUCAACGGCCGGUUCGGCUGGACAGAACCUUACCCAGAUUUCCCGGCAGAUCAACAGCGGCCAGGUGUCAUGGACUGGAAGCCGACCGCCCUUCUCUGGCCAGCAGAUUCCGGCACAAUCCAACAAGGCCCAGUCAUCACCGUUUGGCAUCGGCUCCAGCCACAGCUACCAGGCCGACCCGUCGUCCUACAGCCCUCUGUCCAGCCCCGCCACCUCCUCACCCUCCGGGAACGCCUACUCUAACCUGGCCAAUCGCAACACUGCUUUCGAUGUGUCAGGAGAAAGCAGUCAGAGCGGAGGGCAGUUUCAGGGUCGACCCUCUGAGGUCUGGUCCCAAUGGCAGAGUCAACACCACAGCCAGCAGGGUGGAGAUCACCCCCACCCUCAGUCUAACCAAACAGAGGUCUUUCAGGACAUGUUACCAAUGGCUGGUGAUCCCACCCAAGGAACAACCAAUUACAACAUUGAAGACUUCCCUGACCUCAGCAUGUUUCCUCCAUUUACCGAGUAACCGGAUUCGUUUGUUGCUUUUAUUUUGUUUUGGUUCGGACUGCAGUACUUUCAUCUCACACAUUCACAUGACGCUGCUCUACUUUUGAAUUCGCAAACUCCUGAAAACGCCAUUGACUUUGUCGCUUAAAAGCAGAAACACACACAACUCUUGUGUGAAAGCUGUUUAUCACUUACAAACAGACUCGUACAAAGGACGAACUGCAGAGAUGCUGGGGCGAAUUCACAAAACACAUUUUAGUGCAAAACCCUGUAUUUGCAAAAGGCAGCACUGUUAAAGUUGCACUAUUAACACCUAUAGAAAGCAAACGUUUGCCUAAAAGAGACGUUUUUGUAUAAUCAGUUGUUCUUGGCAGAUGCCAUAUCCAUACGCAUGCUAUAUAACACUGUACAACCCGGCAGUCAGAACUGACCUGCACCGUGUGAUUUGCAUAAUUCCUAUCGGGUGCUAAAACAACGCAUGCAAAUAAAUGACGCGAUCAGCUGACGUAGAUCUUUUUUUUUUUGCCAUUUUAUCGUACAGAAUAUGUAUUUUGAGAAUCUUUAUUGAUGGAAACGCUUUUCACAUUGCCAAACAGCAUCUUGCUGCAAUAUUUUUGUGCCGCGCCAUUUCGUAACAUUGCGAAACGACGCUUAUGUGUAAUAUGUAGUCUAUGUAGUGUUGUCUAUAACGUAGCUUACUAAUAAUAAUAAAUACAGAUGGAUGUAAAGACAAAAAAAUAUUUGAUUUACAUUUACGAAUUUGAAUUUUUUUACUUACUUUUUACAAAACUGCUAAUCGCAUUCUCAGCUAUCAACAUCCUCCUCAUCAUUAUAUAAGCAAACGCAUUCGCUGUGUUUAUCGUAAUCUAUGUGGCAGCUGCAAUUUUUGGUUAUUAUUAACUUUUGAACUGAUAAUGUGGACUUAUACACUACACACUUUUUCACGAUGAAACAAGUCUAAAGAAAUGGACCGAUGGGAAAACAUGAAUCUUUUUGGUAAUCAAAUGGAUGUUUUUAUGUAAAUAACGUGAUUUUUAUGUUAGUGUUUUAUGUCACAUACAGCUACUACAUACUUGUGUAGGGUUAAUAUCAUUGUGUGCAAUGUGAGUACAUGCGUAACUCUUGUUACUUAGUUAGCUUGUUCAUUGUACAAUGAGUUUAGAAUUGUAUAAAUUGUGUAAAUGUGUUACGUUAUUUUUGUGUAACUUUAUGACUAUAAAUUGUGCUUGUGACAAUAAAUUCUCAUUGAAUA